This is a messenger RNA of Dichotomopilus funicola, 3525 nucleotides long. RefSeq lists its product as uncharacterized. Bases 1 to 3525 code for a protein of 1174 amino acids. The transcript has 5 exons. Lineage: Eukaryota; Fungi; Ascomycota; Sordariomycetes; Sordariales; Chaetomiaceae. The record is from RefSeq and is a predicted model, not a curated record.
AUGGCGACGACAGGGCAGGGUCCGCCGGACCCGGGCCGCGGCCGCUCACAAGGCAGCCCAGUUACGACGACAACCACACCAAAUAUUUACCAAGAGAAGGAAGAUGCUACGCCUCGCCGAGACGACGAACGAGGCGAGGCCAAUGAGGCCACAGACGAUGUGAAAAGGACCGCCACGACGCGUAGUGACAGAAGAGGUAGUGCUGUCGACGCGCCGGGAGAGGAAAAGAAGCCCAACUGGUUCAAGGGCGUUGCUGCAAAGCUUGGUCUCGAUGUGCCUACUGUCGCUACCAUGUUCAAAGGCUCACUGCCACCAACAAUAGCCAUCGCCAUGUUGCAGUCCCGCCCCGUGGCGCUCUACUUCUCAACACUCGGCUACCUCAUCCCCGUCAUCAGCGUGAUUGCCAUGGCCAUCAUGCCCCGAGGCAAAUUUCUCAUGAACCUCCUGCUGAACGCGAUCGCCGUGUGCGUCGGCUCUGCCGUAUCCAUGCUGGCCCUUUGGUCUGCCGUCCAGGCCCGCCAGAACACAGCCCAGCCCGGCGCGCUACCAACGGCAUACAACUCGAGCCAAUCGGCUGUGUGUGCCAUCUGGCUGUUCGCGAAUAUCUGGUUCGGCAACGUCGUGCGUGCCAAGCUGCCCGCGUUCAACCUCCCCAUCAUCACGUACAGCAUCCUGGUCAAUGUGGCCGCUACCUUUGGGCCCAUCAUGACGACGGUGCCGGCCGCGCGCCUCUUUGUUCAACAGCUUAUGACGGCCAUGUUGGCUGCUCUGGCCAUAGCCACGGGUGUCAAUCUCUUCAUAUUCCCCGUCAGCAGCCGACUGGUGCUGUUCAAGGAGCUCGCUGGUGGGGUUGGGCUGCUCAGGCAGCUCAUUGCCCAGCAGAAGGUCUAUCUUGCGAGCCUUGAGCCAGAUGCAACUUUCAACGCCGCCAUGCAGACCGAGACGUUCCAAGCGAAGGGAGACGGCGAGGAAAAUGAGGAAGGGGAAGAGAAGCCGAGUAAGGAGAGGGAGGCGGCCAAGGUGCUGGAAGAGACGGGGGCGAAGCUGAGAGAACUAGCGGGGAAAAUGCACGCCGAUCUACCCUUUGCGAAGCGCGACAUCGCAUGGGGAAAGCUGGAUGCCAAGGACCUGAGCGAGAUGUACAAGUUGUUCCGCAACGUUUACAUUCCUGUGUUCGGGAUGAACACCAUCAUCGACAUUUUCCAACGCUUCUCCGCGCGUCCAGAGUGGGAGAGCACCGAUGACGCAAACGACAGCAAGGAUAUAGAGCGCCACGUGUGGAAUGAGGUUAUGAAGCAGGUGCAAGAGCCGUUGGACAUCCUCGCCGAGGCAGUCGACCAGGGACUUGAGCACGCCGCCAUGUGUCUUGAGCUACUCAAGCGACCCAAGAAGCUGACAGCAAAAGGGGCCACGCAGGAAUCAUCUAACCCCCCCGACAUUGAUUUGGAAGCCGCCGAGGAACCAAAGCCCGGCGACCCAGAGUUCGCCCGGGUGCUGGAUGACAAGAUUCAAGUCUUUUACUCGAGAAAGGGGGAACUCCUACGCAAGUGGGUGCAAGAAAGGGGCGUGCUCUUUGAUGACCACACGGCCGAAAACCCGCACUUUAAUAGCGAACGCGACCAGGUACAGCUCUACAUCAUCUUGUACAUGGAGAACCUCAUGCACGCCUCGGGAGAGGCGGUCCAGGACCUCGUCGACUUUGCCGAUGAGAAGGUCGAGGACGGCACCAUGGCGAAGAAGCGCUUCAUCGCCCCGACGGUGCAUCGCCUGCGCAAGUGGCUCCAGGCCGUCUUCGGCCACGAGGACUCAUCACCUGACCAGACACCCGACGUUCUCGAGACGGGCGCGAACCUGGUGCACUUCGGGAAUGAAUACAACCGCAAGAAGAACCCGGAGCGGCUGCCGCCUGAGACCGCGUGGGAACGAUUUGGCGAUGGGCUGCGCAAGAUUCCCAAGUUUUUCGGUUCCGAGGAGUCAGCGUUUGGGUUCCGGGUUGCGUGUGCGACCAUGACGAUCGGGAUUGUAGCGUUUCUGGAAGAGACGCAGCGCUUUUUUAUUGAGCAGCGGUUGGUGUGGGCUAUGAUCAUCAUCGCUAUCGGAACCUCCGGUCAGUCCAUCUUUGGCCUUCUCUGCAGGAUAGGGGGCACUGUCGCCGCCAUGUGCUUUGCCCUUGUGAUUUGGUACAUUGUCGACGAAAAGUCAGCUGGGGUCAUUGUCUUCCUCUGGAUCUCCGUCUUCAUCAACUAUUAUUUCUUCAUCAAGUUUCCGCGGUUCCUCCCUGCGGUCCUGAUAUGCGUCAUCACCCAGGUCCUCAUCAUCGGCUACGAGCUGCAGGUGCGGACUAUUGGUCUUGCGGCCGCACAGAGGACUGGCCAGCCUUAUUAUCCCUCCACGCUGCGGUCCAACGUUCACCGCACAGCCGGCGAUGUCAACGUCCCCGGCACGCCCGGCUACCAGCUCUACAAGGUCGGCCGCAAGAUUUUCGGCAAGGUCAUGAUGCUUAUACCGUCCAUGUCGCAGCACUCGGAGUGGCAGAAAUGGGAGCCCACCAUUGGUGGCAAGUUCCCGCGCGCCGCGUACGACGACAUUAUCAUGCGCAGUACCCGUAUCCUAGCCUACCUCACACUCACUAGCUACACCCUGAUGCACCCCACCCACGUCCGCCUCAACCACGACGGCGACGGUGACGGCGACGACGUACCGGGGUCAAAAUCCCAGCGCCAACAACGUCGUCGCCCACAGCUCCGCGGCGCCUCAUUGUCUCUGCACACCCGCUCCCGUGCGCCGUCGGUGUCCUCCACGCACCGCGAGUGGCUCGACGCGCUGAGCGAGGUUCUCGACGUACUCAAGCCGACCCACCACACCAUCCUGUCGGCGCUUACCCUACUAUCAAACGCGUUGCUCUCGGGCCAGAGCCUGCCCCCGUUCUUACCGCUGCCCCGGCCGUAUGAGAUGACGAGACAGUUGAUGCGGAUCCAUAGAGAUGCGUUUGAGCCGGGAGGGGAAGACCAAAUGAGGAGAUAUUCCGACGCCGGUGUACUAUUAGAGGAAAGGGAGGGUGACUACGAUGCUAUUGAUGAGAACGACGAUCACAGCGAUGACGAUAUCGCCGACGGCGGGCCAAUCCGCAUGGUUGACUCGCGCACCGGACGCGACGACUACUUGCCCGGAGGCGGGACAACACGCCGACGAAGGGGGUCAGCGCUUCCCUCCAGACAGAGGCAACGGUCAGCGACCCGUCCGGCCCGCCCAGCCCCCAUGCGCCGCCGAGUAACCACCCGCCGCGACCAGGCCGUGGCUGACAUCCUCGACCCGCGCAACAUGGAGCAGCCGGGGUACGCCGAGUUUGCGGUGCUGCAGAUUUGCACGACGCUGGUGUGUGAUGACUUGGAAGGGUUGGUUAGGGCUGUGAGCGGGUUGGUUGGGGUGGUGGAUUUCAGUUUUAAGGUUGGAGGGGAAAGUGAUUCGAGUUUGGAUUUGGGGAAGGCUGGUGAGAAGGGGAGAGGGAAGAAGAAGGCCCUGUAG